UGAGAAUGAGAAUACAAGUAGAGAAAGCUAGACAUUAAUACAACAACACAGAGAGAGAGAGAGAGAGAGAGAGAGAGAGAUGGAGUGGAAGAAGUGUUAUUUGGAUGUAAUAUUGGUUCCACUCGGAUUUCUCAUAACCUUGGGUUACCAUUUCUGGUUAUGGCAUAAGGUUAGGACACAACCUCUUACAACCAUUAUCGGAAUCAAUGCCACCGCCAGACGUUUCUGGGUUUCAGCCAUCAUGAAGGACAAUGAGAAGAAGAACAUCCUUGCAGUUCAAACGCUCCGGAACGCCAUCAUGGGAUCGACCCUAAUGGCCACCACAUCCAUCCUUCUCUCGGCAGGGCUGGCAGCCCUAAUCAGCAGCACAUACAGCGUUAAGAAGCCCCUUGAGGACGCCGUUUACGGUGCUCACGGGGAGUUCAUGGUGGCUCUUAAAUACGUUACCGUCUUGACAAUAUUCCUCUUCUCGUUUCUCUGCCACUCUCUGUCCAUCAGGUUUAUAAACCAAGUGAACAUCAUCAUCAACGUUCCCCAACAACAUGACACCACGUCGUUCAUAGUGACCCCUGAUUAUGUGAGCGAGCUGUUGGAGAAGGGGUUUCUGCUCAACACUGUGGGGAAUAGGCUCUUCUACGCCGCACUUCCUCUUUUGGUGUGGAUAUUUGGGCCUGUUCUUGUUUUCUUGUGCUCCCUCACUUUGGUUCCUGUGCUUUACAAUCUCGACUUUGUGGUUGGUGGUGCCAAGGGAAAGAAUAUGGAUCAUGUUCAUGUUGGAUCAGAUCAUCAUACAGACUUCGUUUAAUUAUUUGAUUCACAUCGCAUGUAAUCAAUAAUUAUAUAUGUAUGGUCUAGUAUUAUUUCUAGCUAGCUGUCUAGGCUCCUUCUAAGGGAAGACUGAAGAGGAAGAGGAAGAGGUGGUUGUCUUUGUUAUAGAUCAAUAUUUUGAUAAAAAGGUAUGUACGUAAUUGGAACAUUAUUAAUGCAGGUGGUGAGAAUACUCUCUCAAUCAAAUUCAGGGAUAAUGGUGGUGGUGGUAAUGCUUUAUAAUAAUAAACUUGACUUUGUGAA
Messenger RNA from Tripterygium wilfordii, 1071 nucleotides. RefSeq lists its product as uncharacterized. The coding region runs from base 80 to 805 and encodes 241 amino acids. NCBI's taxonomy places the organism in Eukaryota, Viridiplantae, Streptophyta, Magnoliopsida, Celastrales, Celastraceae. The transcript has 2 exons. The record is from RefSeq and is a predicted model, not a curated record.